Molecule: messenger RNA, 510 nt
Organism: Paraglomus occultum
Lineage: Eukaryota; Fungi; Glomeromycota; Glomeromycetes; Paraglomerales; Paraglomeraceae
Source: the annotation of a GenBank genome assembly
AUGACGGUAUAUAUUUCAAUUGAAUUUGAGUCAUCCCAGCAAUUUACGAUGGGUCUUAUGAAAGCUAUCCGAACGUUUAUGGACUAUUUCAAUUCCAACUCGAAUAUACGGCACAGAAUAUACGGCAGAAGCGGUUCUGAUGAAGUCGGAAAAUACGAGAUGAAAAAACAAGUUAUCGAGCUCAUGGGUGAAAAAGGCCCAUUUAACGGCAGCUGGCCAACGGCUGCGAAGAAGCCAGAAGAAGAUCCGAUUACCAAUUCCGACAAUUUGACACGACUUUAUUACAACAAUCCUCCUCAGGUGCGACAUACUGAACAACCACAUGAGGUAUUGUCCUUUUGGCAAGAUGACUCUCAACGAAAGAGUGACAUGUCAACUAAUUCUGCCAAUAAUUUCAGAUCAAAUGGGAUGGAAGACCGUACGGAUGCUAAAGCGAAGAUUAGAUUUAUACUCGUCGAUGCUGGAACGAGAAAGAUGGUGUUAUGGUGCGGCGGCAGCAGCAAUCAUUAA